This is a messenger RNA of Plasmodium gallinaceum, 1800 nucleotides long. RefSeq names its product riboflavin kinase / FAD synthase family protein, putative. The coding region runs from base 1 to 1800 and encodes 599 amino acids. NCBI's taxonomy places the organism in Eukaryota, Apicomplexa, Aconoidasida, Haemosporida, Plasmodiidae. Gene Ontology annotation, biological process: FMN biosynthetic process; riboflavin biosynthetic process. Gene Ontology annotation, molecular function: riboflavin kinase activity. The record is from RefSeq and is a predicted model, not a curated record. The transcript has a single exon.
AUGGAUACAAAAAAGUUUAAAAAUAUUGCUUUUAUAGAUGCUGAUUAUUAUAUAAUUAACUACAGUAGUACUAUUACUACAUAUAUACAAAACAUAUUUACGAAUUUAUUAAGAGAUAAAAACACAAUAGAAACAGGAAAUCAGAUAGAUAAGAAUAUUGAUGAAAGGAAAAAAAUAAUUUGCAUUUUUAUGUUAAAAAUAUUUUUAAACAACAUAGACAAAAAUUUAAAUUUAUUUGAUUAUUUGCACAGUGUAAUAAAAAAAUAUUAUGAUCUUAUAUUUAAUAAAAAAUUAAAUUAUAAAACUAAUAAAAUAAAGGUAAAUGAUGAAAAUGAAAAUUAUAUAGGAAAAAAUGGUGAUAGAAAAGUUUCCAAUAUUAAUGAACAAAAAGAGAAAAAAAACUGUGAAAUAACAAAUUCUUUAAAUGAAGAAAUUGAUAAAAAUGAAUAUAAUGAAAUAUUUAUAAAUAAUGAAAUAAAUGAUUUGAUGCAGAAUCUAAUAAAAAAUAAUAAUUAUAAUAAUAUGGAAAAUAUAAAUCAAUCAAAAAUUUGCUUUAUUAACAUAACAAACAGAGAUACUAAAAAAAAUUCAUCUUCAGUUGAAAAUUUUACUUUAGAUAACUAUUGUGAAAGUGAUUUAAGUAAUAAUUCUAAAAAUAAAAAAACAGAUUAUUAUGAAAAUAAGUGUAGUUAUGAUAAUGAAAAAAAGGUGAAAGAUGAUUCUUUUUAUAGUACUUAUAAAUUAAAUAAUACCUUUCCAAAUGUUAAUAAGAAAAGGUUUUUAAUAAAUUAUAAUAAUAUUAAUCUUAAAUUAAAAAAUUUUGAUGAUUUUUUAAAUUUAAGAUGUAUUAAAAAAGUACAUAAGGAAGAUGAAGAAUGUAUUCAAGAGAUAAAAAAUUUAUAUAGGAUAAUAAUAUUGUCUAAAUUACAUAUAGGAGUUUAUAAUUUUUUAUCUUUCUUAAAAAAAAAAAAAUAUUUCUUUAUAUUUUACACUUCUAAUAAAUAUUUGACGAAUUUAUUAUUUAAAUGGUUUAAAAUUUCUAGAAAAUUUAAAAAUUGCUAUAAAGUAAUAGAUUCAUUUCAAGAAUUAAAUUUAAAAAAUUAUAAUAAUUUCCUUGUGUUUAGUAAUCGUGAAUGUUUCAUAAAUCAAGCAAAAAAAAGCGGAUUUUUCAAAAUAGCUGUUGGGAAAAAUUCAUUAAAAACUUCUAAUUGUGAUGACGUAAAUUGGAAUAUUAUACAUAAAGAAAAUUUUAUAUCUGACUAUUCUGAUUCUAUAUCUAAUAAAUAUAAUGAUGUUGUUUAUCCUUUUUUAAGAAAUUGCAAUUUAACUGAAGAUAUUUUAUCAUGGAGAAUAUUUUACAUAUUUAAAAAAUAUAUUUAUAUAUAUGGAGAAGUAGUAAAAGGAUUUGGGAGAGGGAGUAAAUAUUUAAAUCUUCCAACAGCUAAUAUAUCAAGUUCUAAUUUAGCUUAUGUUGAUAUAAUGCCAGGAAUAUAUUUUGGUAUCUCUAAAUUAAAAAAUAAAAUUUAUAAAACUGUUAUAUCUAUUGGAUAUAAUCCUUAUUUUAAGAAUAAACAUAUGACUAUUGAAGCUUUUCUAUAUUAUAAAACAAACGUUUUUUUUUAUAAGGAAAAUAUUCAUUUAAUUAUUAUGGGAAUUCUUAGAAGUGAAAGUAAUUUUUCUUAUUUUUCACACCUAAUACAUGCUAUUCAAUUUGAUUGUGAACUUGCAAGAAUUAUUCUAAACAAAAUUCAAAAUGAUAAAAAUUUUAUAAAAUGUAAGAAUUACCUUAAUUCAUUAUAA